CAAACGCCCGGGCUCUCGCUAAGCUCUCCGCCCACCCCUCCGAGGAGAAGCGGCGGCGGCGAGGAGGACGCGGGAGCGACGGCCCGGCGACGCGGUGACAACGCUCGCUCCCCCUCAGAGCGAGCCUGGAGCCCGGCGGGCCCCUCAAGUUGUCAGUCCGGUGUACAGCUCUUGGAGUGAGGGAGCAAAGGUAAAGGCGGUUGUAAUGCCCUGGCUGCCCCAGAGCAUCUUUUGUUGUGCAAUGGUUAUUCCCGUCAUCUCUCUGUGAAUCAGAUGUGAGGAGCUGCUUUGUGGAAGGAGUCCUUUGCAAAGAGCACAUCAACAGGAAAGAGAAAGAGACAUUUAGUUGGAGAUCUCUUGCUGAAAUGGGUUUAACUCUCCUUUUGCCAGUCACCACUAGCCUGACCUCAUACAUUUUUAGUACAAUGGAGUGGCUGAGCCUUUGAGCAACCACCAUUACAUCAUCGUGGCAAAUUAAAGAACGAGGUGGGAAAAGAGGACUUAUUGUUGUCAUGGCCCAUGAGAUGAUUGGAACUCAAAUUGUUACUGAGAGCUUGGUGGCUCUGCUGGAAAGUGGAACGGAAAAAGUGCUGCUCAUUGACAGCCGGCCAUUUGUGGAAUACAAUACGUCCCACAUUUUGGAAGCCAUUAAUAUCAACUGCUCCAAACUGAUGAAGCGAAGGUUGCAACAGGACAAAGUAUUAAUUACAGAACUUAUCCAACAUUCUGCAAAACAUAAGGUUGACAUUGAUUGCAAUCAGAAGGUGGUAGUUUAUGAUCAAAAUUCCCAAGAUGUUGCUUCUCUGUCAUCAGACUGCUUUCUCACUGUCCUUCUGGGUAAACUGGAGAAGAGCUUCAACUCUGUUCACCUGCUUGCAGGUGGGUUUGCUGAGUUCUCUCGUUGUUUCCCUGGCCUCUGUGAGGGAAAAUCCACUCUAGUCCCUACCUGCAUAUCUCAGCCGUGCUUACCGGUCGCCAACACUGGGCCAACUCGGAUUCUUCCCAAUCUCUACCUUGGCUGCCAGCGAGACGUCCUCAACAAGGAGCUGAUGCAACAGAACGGGAUUGGCUAUGUGCUAAAUGCUAGCAACACCUGCCCGAAGCCGGACUUCAUUCCUGAAUCUCACUUCCUGCGAGUGCCUGUGAAUGACAGCUUUUGUGAAAAAAUUCUGCCGUGGCUGGACAAGUCUGUGGAUUUCAUCGAGAAAGCAAAAGCCUCCAACGGCUGUGUGCUAGUGCACUGCCUAGCCGGGAUCUCUCGGUCCGCCACCAUCGCCAUCGCCUACAUCAUGAAGAGGAUGGACAUGUCUCUAGAUGAGGCUUACAGAUUUGUGAAAGAAAAAAGACCUACUAUAUCUCCGAACUUUAAUUUUCUGGGUCAACUCAUGGACUAUGAGAAGACGAUUAAGAACCAGACUGGAAUGUCAGGGCCAAAGAGCAAACUCAAGCUGCUGCACCUGGACAAACCUGGUGAGCCUGUGCCUGCAGCCUCAGAGGGCGGAUGGAAGAGUGCACUGUCUCUCAGUCCACCCUGUGCCAACUCUACCUCAGAGGCAUCAGGGCAAAGGCUUGUGCAUCCUGCCAGUGUGCCCAGCUUACAGCCUUCACUGUUAGAGGACAGCCCACUGGUACAGGCGCUCAGUGGGCUCCAGCUGUCCGCAGAGAAGCUGGAAGACAGCAAUAAGCUCAAGCGUUCCUUCUCUCUUGAUAUCAAAUCUGUUUCGUAUUCAGCCAGUGUGGCAGCGUCCUUACACGGCUUCUCAUCGGAGGAUGCUUUGGAGUACUACAAACCUUCUGCCACACUGGAUGGGACCAACAAGCUCUGCCAGUUCUCCCCCGUUCAGGAGGUAUCAGAACAGACUCCAGAGACCAGCCCGGAUAAGGAGGAGGCCCACGUCCCCAAGCAGCCCCAACCCAGCAGGCCUUCAGAGAGCCAGAGCAAGCGGUUGCACUCAGUGAGAAGCAGCAGUGGGUCCACCCAGAGGUCCUUCUUCUCACCGCUGCAUCGGAGUGGGAGUGUGGAGGACAAUUACCACACCAACUUCCUUUUUGGCCUUUCCACCAGCCAGCAACACCUCACCAAGUCUGCUGCAGGGCUUGGCCUCAAGGGCUGGCACUCAGAUAUUCUGGCUCCCCAGUCCUCUGCCCACUCCCUGACCAACAGUUGGUAUUUUGCCACAGAGCCUUCACACUUCUACUCUGCCUCAGCCGUCUAUGGAGGCAGCAGCAGUCACUCUGCCUACAGCUGUAGCCAGCUGCCCACUUGUGGUGACCAAGUCUAUUCUGUUCGUAGGCGGCAGAAGCCCAGCGACAGAGCUGACUCAAGGCGGAGCUGGCAUGAAGAGAGCCCGUUUGAAAAGCAGUUCAAACGCAGAAGCUGUCAAAUGGAAUUUGGAGAGAGCAUCAUGUCAGAGAACAGGUCGAGGGAAGAGCUGGGCAAAGUGGGCAGUCAGUCGAGCUUCUCAGGCAGCAUGGAAAUCAUCGAGGUCUCCUAAGAAGACCUCAUACUUCUGUUGACAUUUUUGUUUUGUUUUGUUUCUUGUUCACAAAAACAUUCCCUGUAAAUCUGAAAUAUGUAUAGGUGUAUACAUAUAUAUUUUUGGCAUAUAGAGCUACGGUGUAAAAGCAAAAGAUGGAUCAACACAGUUGUUUUCUUAACACCUGCACCGAGCGCAGCCAAUUCUCUCAGAAAAGAAUGGAAGGGUAGAUGUUAGAAUCCCCAGCCAGGAGACGAGAUUUUGUUCAGUGGAUUGCACAGCAUCUUGUUCCUACAAAAGCAAGGGUUUUGUUGUUGUUGUUGUUGUUGUUGUUUUAAUGUUAGAGGACAAAAUCCUCCCAUUUUGUGUGCAACAGAGAUCUCCAGAACUCAUCUCUGUCCAGGCCUUCCCUAGUGACCUUAGCGCUGAGACUGAGCCAUCUGUGGGUCAGACAGGAAGACCCUCUAGGGAGAGACCCUAAUGGUAAAUCCAAGAGAAAUGAUCCUGUCCAAAGCUGAGUCAUAAAUCUAAGCUUGAUUGACAGCUGAAGAAUACAGGCAUCAUUCUGUUGGAUGAACUAUUUGGAGCCUUGCCCAGAUCUACUUACAACCAAUCCAGUACCUCAGACAAGACAUUUGGGGCCAUCACCACUACCAUGUCUAGUAGCCCAUUGUCUAGGCAUUGUGAAUGAGUAGGUAACUUGUCACUUUACGGACAGAUUCAUACUGUCUAUACACAAAAUCCCAGUGGGCCU
Molecule: messenger RNA, 3231 nt
Organism: Acomys russatus (golden spiny mouse)
Lineage: Eukaryota; Metazoa; Chordata; Mammalia; Rodentia; Muridae
Gene: Dusp16
Product: dual specificity phosphatase 16
Exons: 7
Coding region: 513-2495 (660 amino acids)
Biological process (GO): protein dephosphorylation; negative regulation of MAPK cascade
Cellular component (GO): nucleus; cytoplasm
Molecular function (GO): protein tyrosine/threonine phosphatase activity; MAP kinase tyrosine/serine/threonine phosphatase activity
Source: RefSeq, a predicted model, not a curated record